Sinocyclocheilus rhinocerous is the source of this 1808-nucleotide messenger RNA. Its product is annotated as ankyrin repeat and SAM domain-containing protein 3-like. The transcript has 13 exons. Gene Ontology annotation, cellular component: cilium. NCBI's taxonomy places the organism in Eukaryota, Metazoa, Chordata, Actinopteri, Cypriniformes, Cyprinidae. Bases 41 to 1636 code for a protein of 531 amino acids. The record is from RefSeq and is a predicted model, not a curated record. Gene Ontology annotation, molecular function: protein binding.
AGUCGAAUUGACCGUCGGACAAAUCUGAUACCAGAGCAGGAUGUCUGAACUGAGCGACGAGGCCAGCAGUGAGUCGGAGCAGUUAGGCGCGAGUCUGUCCGUGUGGCUGGCGGGCGGGGGAGACGCUCUGAUCGGCCCGGAGGAGCUGAACGUGCCGCUGGAUCUUCACACCGCCUGCUCCAUCGGACAGUAUGAUGUGGUGGCCGAAUGCAUCCGCAGGGGAGAUGUGGAUUUGGAUGGGAAGAACAUCGGUGGUUGGACUCCUCUGAUGUACGCUGCAUAUAUCGGUCACGAUAACAUCGCUAACCUGCUGCUGGAGACGGGCGUCAGUGUCAAGGCCACCACGUCUAAAGGACUCACACCGCUGAUGCUCGCCGCCAGCUGCGGAAACGAGAGCAUCGCCUACUUCCUACUGCAGCAAGGAGCACAGCUUGAAUGUAAGGAUGUGCGCGGAUGGACGGCUUUGCUGCUCAGUACAGCUACAGGACAUCAGCAGAUGGUCAAAUUCUUAUUAGAGCAUCACGCCAAUGCAAAUAUCAAAGAGCCGCUGUCAGGAUUCACCCCGCUCAUGGAAGCUGCUGCAUCCGGCCAUGAAAUCGUCGUUCAGUACCUGCUCAACCAUGGCGUACGAACGGAGGAGAGGAGUGUUAAGGGAGAAACGGCGAGAGCUCUGGCUAUGAUGUACGGACACACCAAAAUCGCCAGCCUCAUCGACAUGCACGUCAUGAGAGCCAAAUCAUCUCUGUAUGAGGAGCUGAGCUCGUCUGAAGAAGAGAGUACGACUCCUAGAGUCCGAUCAGCUCGCAGCAGAACCAGAGGACCCAGCAUUCACGACGGCCCUCAAGCUAUCGCACGCUUCAGAGUCAGCUCCAAACACGAGGUUCCCGUGGCUCCACCUGGAUACGUGACCUUCCGGGACGCUGGGGAUCAGAGCGAGGGAAUCUGCAAUCGUGAUGUCACUUCCCCCAUCAAUGAGCUCGACGGCCAGAGCAACAGCAGUAGAGAUGAGCUGUUCUUUGAUAACGACAUGCCCACCAUGAGGAGCAGCAGCAGCAGCAGCGAGGGUCUGUCUCAUCUCCUCGGACUCAGCAGGGAGGCGUCGCUGGAGAGCAACAAGGACUCUGAUCAAGCAAAGAGAAGAUGUCCACGUCGAUCCAAUAAACUCCAGCACUCCAAAGGCAGGAGUCCCGGUAACAGCAGCGGCAGCACCGGUUACCAUGAGGCUCCGUCUUCCUCUGGACCUCCUCCUUCAUACACUGGACCCAAGGAUCUUGCAGAGUUUCUGGAGCAGAUCGGGUUCAGUAAAUACCUUCCCCUGCUGGAGGAGCAAGACAUCGACCUGAGGAUCUUCCUCACACUUACUGAGAACGACCUCAAGGAAGUUGGCAUCACUCUGUUUGGUCCUAAAAGGAAGAUGACCUCAGCAAUAGCUCGCUGGCACAGUAAUGCACGGCCGCCCAGUGAUGUGUUAGAGCAGGCGUAUGCGGACCAACUGGAGGUCGAGAUGCAGGAAAUGGCCAUUCAGCUUCAUAAGGACACUCGCUUUUACCGACGGAGGGUGAAAAACCACCCUGAACACACAGACGGCCGCAGAGACGGGCCAGAGAGAAGAGCCGUGCCACUCAAGUUCAGAUAGAGAUGACGGGCCGAACGAGGGCCGAAGACGACGACAAGCAGGCGAAGAGCGUCUCUCACCUGUGCUCCAGUCACAUGGUACAUGCAUCAUGAGAACUGACCAAUCACAGACAGAGCUGUGUCAGACAGGGCGGAGCCAGAGGAUUUGAACUUCCUGCCAGGAAUUCAGUGCA